Messenger RNA from Nicotiana attenuata, 1861 nucleotides. Its product is annotated as protein RNA-directed DNA methylation 3-like. Gene Ontology annotation, biological process: regulation of transcription by RNA polymerase II; regulation of DNA-templated transcription elongation; transcription elongation by RNA polymerase II. Lineage: Eukaryota; Viridiplantae; Streptophyta; Magnoliopsida; Solanales; Solanaceae. The record is from RefSeq and is a predicted model, not a curated record. Gene Ontology annotation, cellular component: DSIF complex. The transcript has 3 exons. Gene Ontology annotation, molecular function: mRNA binding. The coding region runs from base 1616 to 1861 and encodes 81 amino acids.
CUGGUUAAUGUUCCUUACUGACCUCUCUUUAUUUGUCUGAGAAAUUAAACAAUAACAAAGCACCUUCUUUUAAGUGCUUGCUAACUGUUUCAUCAUGGUCAUGUAGGUUGUGGCAGUGAAUGAUUCAUGGAAGAAAGUGACGGUGAAGCUGAUUCCAAGAAUAGACUUGCAAGCCAUUGCCGACAAAUUUGUACUCGAUUUCAAAAAUAUUUUAUAUUUUAGUUAAUGUGAAUUACUCUGUGAAUAUCAAGAUAUGAAGCAUAACACCGUACUAGCUGCUUCUCUUCACCUCCCCAUCAUGAAAAAGAAAAAACGAAAUAACAAAACGCUGUGUUAGGGAAGGUGGGAGGGACAGUGCAUGUCAUGAUUUCUGGGUAAUUCUGCUUUGAGUUAUUUUGACCACAAAUUUCUUAAAGUAAUGCACAUAUGCUUGGAGUUGUUAGUCUUGUGUCUUAUUGGAGGUUGUGAUAUGAGUAUUUCCUUUACUACACAACGUAGGUCCUUUUAGUUGUUUGCAUAGUAUUACAAUGUUAGACUAAAGCAUAAUACUUCCUCUUCUCUUUGUUUUGAAUGUUUGAUCCUAUGCCCUAUUGGUACUUCUUCUUGAUAUUGACUAAGCACUUGAAGUAUUUAGCUAAUUAUGCACUUAGCAAUCCAGUUUUAACAACUCUUUAGUAUAUUUACAUUUAAAUUUAGGAUUAUAUAUCUUCCGCAGUCCGCUGCAGUAAUGCUGGUUAUAUCAUCUUCGUUGGUUGAAAAAAUUGUUGCUUAUUAUCCUCAAUACAAUUAUAAUUAUGGCUAGUCUACCUAAAAUACAUUUAUUCAGAGGCUACAGAUUUCCUCUUCGCAAGAGUUCAACAUCUUAUCUUAGAAUGGUUAAUGAGAGAAUGCAAAAAUGCAGGGAUGUUAUAGGGUUGGAAUCACUGUCAUCAGGGAUCUGUUAUAAUCUCAUCUCCACGGUUUAUAUUUUGAAGGGGAGAGGGCUUCAAUUCCUAAUGUUUAGUUACGGUUUAAGUUGAUCCUAAAACAACUCUAUAAUUUAGUAUUUAUAAACUUCUAGCGAUACGUACAUUCAUUAUCUGUACAUUCAUUACAUGACUAUUCGCAUGUUGAUGUUUCCAUACCUAGUCAUUUUUUACUUUGAACUAGCUUAGAUAGCUGAGUUUUUAUAAUGUUUUAUAGGGCGGGAGUUAUCCCAGCACCAAGACUAAUUAGCUCUACAGAGCUUGAGUAAUAUGCAUACUCCAUUUGUUACCAUUAAUAUCAUAGGUUGCAAGUACGUGACAAUUUUGCCUUAGUUAAACUGCAGAGACUUUAGGUCUCUGAUACAGUACCGAAAGGAUAGGGAUACAAACUUAAUGUUUAAAAUUCUCGACGGAAAGAUGCUGAAGGAUGGUUAUUUGUACAAAAAUGUGGGCACUAAUUCAUUGAGCUAUUAGGGUGUAAUGCCUACUGAAGCUGAACUCCUGAAGUUUGAACAUUCUAAAAGUGAUGGACCCGAUGAUGUAAGUGUCUUACCCAGCUUUACGGUGACCGGAAGAAAAAGAAAAUCACAAAUGAUUUCAAGGUUGGUCAGAAAGGAGGUGAGAAAGGAGAGGGUUCUUCAAGCUCUAGCAUGGAAAACAAUUUUGAAGUAAAUGAUUUUGUGUUUUUUGGGAACGAUUUUGGGAUUAUUAUUGGCAAGGAGAAAGAUGAUAGCUUUAAGAUCAUGAAAGAUGGUUUAGAGAGACCUGUGGUAGUGAGUGUUCAACUGCAUGUGUUGAAGCGUGCAUCUUUUGAUAGGAAGCUAUUCAAUGUGAAAGAUCAGCUAACCAAUACCAUCUCAGUUGGUGAUAUGGUUAGAGGUUUGGAUGGUCCUUGA